GAGAUUUGCUGUGUUGUCACAGAAUACAGAAGAAUUGACAAGACCGACCAGCCGAACGUCUGUCUAAAUUCAAAUGGCCGUUCUUCAGGUAAAUGAAGUCCAAACGUUCCUCUCUUCUUCUCAAUCAUGUUCUCAAAUAAUGUUUUUUUGUUAACAACGUAUUCCAGGCCCGCUUACUUCUGAUUUCAGAGCUGGCGAUGCUUCUAAAAAGAGUAAUGUAUUAGCAAAGGGUCAUAUGUAAUGGCGGCAACUUCAAGCGUGCAUUUACCAUUUCACUGCGUACAUACGUCAGUAAUUUGAAACACGAAAUUGACACAAGUGAAAGCUAUGACGUGCUCUUAAGAGAAGGGGAAUGCAAUGGGGCAUAUCCUUCCUGCCAACAAUAUUUCUUGUAAAGGGAUAAUUACAAUAUAAAACAGGAAUCACUUCCCUCAAAUUUUCUCAAACGUGAUACUGGAAAUGUAUGAAAUUCCAGCCAGUUAAAUCGCGUCAAAGCAUGGUAAAUAUUUUAGUACUGACCAACUUGGUACGAGUAUAGUGUCACUUAGGUUAUUACCUUUAUAAUACCCCGCUAAUCAUAAUCAGUUACUCGUGGGAUUCGAUUCCAUUAAUCACUCACAAAAAACAACGGUGCAAGCCUUGUAUUUGACGCCACUGUUACAACCGAUCCACGUGAAGCAAAAUUUCACCAAGAAAUGGCGCCUUUUAAUUCCUGCUUCCAAAAUCAAUUACUGAGAAUGAAAUUGUCAAACAUCAGCAGAAAUUGUUUUAAUUCUGUUUUGAUUGAGCGCUACCGUCAAAGAAAACAACUUAUUUUAUCGAGAGACAUCAGGUCAGUAGCCGUCCCUCCGAUGCGACAAACACCUGUUUGGAAAAAACAAGACCUCAAAAUUUACCUCGGAAAUUUCUCCCGCUACUCUUACUUAGAAAGUACUAGAAAUUAAAGAGGAGAUUGCGAGUGCUUUAAAUGUAUAUUGUUUGAUGUUCCAUGAUAUCUAUGAUGUGUAUGUUCUAUUAGUCAAACAGGGAGAAGAAACUCAGGCUUCAAGAUCUGAACUUGUUCAUUACAUGCAAACUUUGCAGUGGAUAUCUGAUUAAACCGACGACGAUCACGGAGUGUCUUCACACAUGUAGGUACCCCGGGAUAAACGAAACGCUUUUGUUUCAAACGGCAACAAUUUGGUCGCGAUAAAGAGAAUAUAAGCCCUGUCCAUCGCUUCUGGGAGUUAAAUAAUCAACAAAAACCGGUAUCAAGUUUUGAUAACGCAAACAUAAAUGUGUCUCUUCUCUUAACUAAAGUGAAAUACGGCAAUUUCCAUUUGUUGUGAAACUGUCGCCUUCUCAGCGCAUUAAAAAACAUCUGCCUGCGUUUGUUAUGAACGACCAUCAAACACUAUUCAUUUCUUUAUUAGUUUAACUCAUGGAGGUAAAACUUUUAAGAAGAUCUUUUGAAGGCGACUGAACGGCAUAUUUUGCCUCUUUCGCCGUGUUUCGCCCAAAUGCAGCAUAAGGUGGUAGAAAACGCGAAUUCUGGAUUUCAGCAUUGCUUUCGUUCGGACAUUAAAAACCAAUCCAAGCUAGUGAUUUACGAGUGAUUCUCCAUUUCAAAGUCAUAAUUAUUCAUAAGAUGGCACACUUUUGACGCUUUUAGAUAAUUUUAUUAGAUACAACAGUAGGGAGUGAUAAGCCUAAAUUAUGAUAACAAUUGCGAAACUUAUAACACGACCAGUAAGCAAACAUCAAAGGCUUUCCUUCAUAGAGAGAGGUUCGUGUACCUCGACCGUGGCCGUUCUGGUGAAGCAGCAGUCCGCGACAACGGCGAAAUAAAAGCUUUUCCUUAGCUACAGCUGCUACUUAAGUCCGCAAUUGUUCAAGUUUCGUUAUUUAUUCUGUGUCCUAGGAGAUAAUAAAGUACCCCUGAGGGAAUAUACAUUACAAUAUUAACAGAUUGCCAACGGCGAGCUGUUCGAUAAGUGCUCCUAGAUAAAUCUGAAUAUGCGUGUUUUACGCGUCUACUGAACGAGUUUAAAUUAUUUGGCAAAUAACGCAAAUUAUACACGAAAUAAGCCGUGGUAUACUUGAAAGGUCAGAGAAUGGCAGGAACGAUGACCUUAUUGUAAACACGCUCUACUGAAACAAAGAGAGUGAUUAGCUUUAGUCAGCUACACAGUCAAGUUUGUUUGUUUCUACGAAUAAUUACGUUUCUCUAGGCUUGAAAAAGAGAUUAGUCCGGCUUACAUUUGAGAAAAUUAGUUUGAAACAGCAAAAUUAGGAAAAAUGCGAAGUUAAUUUGGCUUAUCCAAGAACUAAAUGUGUUUAUCUAUAUGAAGUCUUUUUUUUUGUCAAUUCUUUUCACAAAUAUAAUUUUCCUUAAGUAAUACCUUAAUCUAAUCAUGCGACAAACAUUGUUGCUAGCUCAACGGUUGUGUAACGUGAAGUAAAGAAAUUCUGACCGUUGUUCAUCAUUUUUUUGCAUUCGUGAUUCGUCAUUUGCGCCCAAUAUAUAUCUCAUCAAAAGCCGGAUAGUUCUGCUCGGACACAGAUAAGAACGGCGUGCACUUCAUAAUUGAUUGUCUUGUCACUAAAAAGGCAUAAUUGCAUGUGAUAUAAGAUUCAGGGAUUACAUGCAAACCCAAGUAAACGGGUUGUACUCCUCGAAAUUCUGAACCAGACGUUCAAAGGCAGUGACCAAUCAUUCAUAUAGAAAAUUUUUAAAGGUUAUCACCUACUCGGUGAGUCUUUGCGAUUACGUGCACAGAAUGCUUGGUUUUUAGCUUUAUUUACAAAGAAAGGAGCGUCAUGGAUUUAACUUAAUUCAGCUGUGUACAUAGACCACAACAAGGAUCAUCUCACACUUUUCAAACAACGGUUUUUUAAUGAAUGAGAAUGUGGUUUUUGUGUGCACUAGGACAAACUGCUGUCGGCUUCCUCAUUCAUGUCUAUCGGUCUGGACAAUGUGGAUUACCUAAAUCGAUUAUUGCCAUACGAAUUUGGAUUCCGGCUUAAAAUCAUUAGAGAUCUGCUUAUUGUACAGUGAAAUCCAAUAAGUGAUUUCUUCGCGAACUUGACAUAGUUAUGGUGAUAAACUGACAGAAAAAACCGUCUGGUAUUUGUGACCGCAGGAGAUUUUGUCAUGAGUGUGCGUAAUGCGAGUUCGCGCGCCUGCCACGGCUAUGGCAGGAAAAUUGAGACGUCUUCAUAUACACUUCACAGCAACUAUCGCUAUGGGGAAAAUACUAACGCACAGCGUAAUGACCUUUAUUGGGAAAAAAAUUAUAGACAGCUCCACGUCAACCGUGUCCACUUAAGGUAAGUAACAGAAAGUCCGGACACUCGUUCUUAUAGGAACCUUAACCCUUUACACCGUAAUACCAGUAUGCAUAUUCUUCAUACUGUUCAUCAUACAUUUCCUAAGGUGCUGACAAGGAGAAUUUGUCUAACAAUCAAGAGCUUCUUUAGUUAAUGAUCAUUUCCUUUAUUCUCAGUGACCUUGAUGUGUGAUUCAGGGGAGAUAUAGCAGGGAGAAAUUAGAUGCUGGUCACUCUUAGGGGUGAAAGGGUUAAAGAAAGUCGAGGCAGAGAUUUGCCAAAGCUUUUUCGAAAAUUUUGCUCAUGGAAGAAGUAACUAGAAAUAUACCUCAGACUGAGAGUUAGUUAAGUACGUUUAACUUCUCCGCUAUUUUCAACGAACAGAGGCAGGAAAAUUGUGAGAUUGUACAGUUUACUCAAAUAUUUGGGGAAAUGUUUAUCUAACAUUAAUUAUGGUGCACUAACCGUUUGAAGUUUAUCUCACUUUGCAGUCGAACUCAACCUAAAAAGUUUCUUGGCCGCACAAACUUGUAACUUUAAGAACAUUUUAAGGACGUUUUCAGACUUAAAACGCGAAAAAACGGUUGUGUCGCAACUCCAAAUUUAAACGCGCUUGAAAAAAAGAAAGAGAUUGUAAAAGAGCAAUCGGUUCUGAAGGGACACGAAAACUAGUUGGGUCCAAGGAAUGUUACGGUCGAACUAUCGAGCUUUCGAGUUAAAUUAGCGCAGGUGGAUAUAGUGCAAAUUCAGAGGAAAUUGAUUUUGGUUCGAGUGAGUUUGGGUUUGAAUUAACGGUAUUCAAAUGUAUGUUCAUGAUGAAGACAGUGGGAGAUUUUCUCAGUUGCCAGGAGCUCAAUAAGUGAUAUCUUACAUCAUUAUAUCACUUGGUCUCGAGCUAUGACACACUUUAGAGGAAAGACAUCCGUUGACAAAAAUUAAAAAGAAGGAAAAAGACGUUUUCUAACAGGAGGAAGUGAUCAAAGAAGUAUCUCGUUGACUGCAGCAAAGUAGGUGAUGUUGGGUUCAAAAUGAACAGUUGACCCUUUGACCCCUCAGAGUGACUAGCAUCUAGUUAAUCCUUAUACAAUAUCAACCCUGGAUCACAUUAAGGCCACAAGAAUAAAGUAAAUGAUCACCAAAGAAACUUUUGAUUGGGAAACCAACUCUCCUUGUCAGUACCUUUGGUAAUGUAAGGAGAGUAUGCAUACAGAUGUUGGAAUGUGAAGGAUUGAGAGUUCUUAAGGGCGCCAUUUCGGCCCUGAUGGUCACAAAGACUUAUCAUGGCUCUGUGACAUCUCAACUUUAAGGUUUAUAGAAGUUUACCAACCAUUGUUUCUCAUCAUUACACGAGAGGCUUAAUUGUCUUAUUUUUUUCUUCCACAGUCUGCAGAUCAUGCAUUGUGAGAUACUUACAAGAUAGGGACGACAAUAAAUGCCCCAGUUGCUCGAUUCUCAUUCAUGAAACAAAUCCAUUUGAAAUGCUCAGGUAUUUGAGGUCGUGUCUUGUGUGUUACCAUGUAGUCUGAUCUUCUUCCACGCAAAUGUUAUAGCUUUUGGUCAGAGAGGACCUGAAAAUUGUGAUCGUAUAUCGAAGAUCAAACGAUCCUUAUGAACGCUGUGAUAAAGAAAAGGGGGAAGACGGCGAUAGAUUCACUGUUUUAAGUAAUAAUGGUUCCCUUUAGAAGUUAUGAGCGUAUAUUUCCGUCCAUCCAAGAACGCAGUGUAAAAUUUUGAGUUAUACAAUUUUGUUCUUGCGAAGGCACAAGACUGAGGUAGCGGUAUAUUAUGCGAUUAGCUCGAACGCGCAAAAUUUCAGUUUUAAAGUCACCUUUGUUGCAUCAGAGUAGACAAUACCAUCGACAAUUCCUGCUUUUACAUCUAUUUUAUCAAAGCAGGUGUACAGUAAUACGUAAAGAUCUAGAAAAGAGUAUUUCCAGUCCUUACCGCGCGAGUAACAUUGUUACUUGUGAGUUAUAUAUACACGUCUCAUCUCAGAAAUUAAGUAGACGACUAGUAGUUCCACGCAAAUGAAAACAUGGCUACACAAUCGGCGAACGAUUUCGUGCUUUCCAGUUUCCAGGUGAAGUAUGUUAGCUUAGCGAUCGUUUGACAGCAAUAAGAUGUUAAAGAUAAAGGCUUUCCCUAUGUAUUUUUGUUGACAGGUUGGAUAAGACGCUGGAGGAUGUAAUUUACAAACUUCUUCCCGAGCUACAAGCUAGUAAGCCAUGUAACGCUUUUGUGUAGGACUCUAAUUUAGAACAAAAAAAACAAACAAUAUUUUAACGUAGAGAGGUUACCUGUUGGGUAUCGCAAUUUUACUUAGGGUCGCUGGAUAAAGUUUACCCGAGCUCUUACCGGUUAGAUUAAGAGCGCUCAAAGACCAACCUUCCCCCUAUGCAGUCGAACGAUUUUGACGCUUAUGUUGACCAAAGGGUUGAAGUUUGUAAUUGUGACUGUGGCAUUGCAGUCGUCGUUUAUAUUCCAAUGUUAUGGGGAAAUCCAGUUGAACAGUUUUUGAGAGCGGUUUCGAAAAAUCCACCAUAUUUUUUCUUAACCUCAGGAUUUUCAUUCUCGGGGUGAGGCCUCAGUGUUGAGCCAGCCACCUUUACAAGAGAUCUCCCUCGCGUAAACUUAUAAAUCUCAGUAGAAUUUCUUGUCUUUUAAUUCUUUAAGUUUUUUAACAAAUUUGUGAAUUUUGUUACUAGUAAUUGUAAUUUUAUACAGCUUGCAGUUUUAUAUCACAUUAUACCCAUUUUGUUGAGUAAUAUCAAAUAUUCUCAGAACUGAUAUUACAUCUUCAGAGAGCGGUAAACCGACUGUUAACUCGCCUGAGGCCCGUUUCUUGAAGGUUCCGGUAAUUUAUCCGUCAAGCUGUUCUGUUUUAAUUCGAGAUGGAGGUUUCAAAAGUUUUCAAAAUUAUACAAUAAGCCAAUCAGUUAAAAGAAAACCAAAAUGUUGUGGUUAGGACGCCGGAACCUGCUUCGCUAUUCUUUAAAUUUUGAAUUUAAGAUGUGGCUCAGUUCGGGACCGAUAAAUCACCGAAUCUUUCGAGAGACGGGCCCCUGAUCUGAAAAUAACCACUCGAAGCCUUAAAGACCAAGCUCAGUUUAGUCCCAAAUUCAAGCGUUGAUAAUAAGCUGCAUGUAAGAUUAGAGUCGACGGAAGAAAAUGGUGGACAGUAGUGUGAGUAAGGUAACAAAAAAUUGUAAUUGGUUUCAGGCGAGGAAGAGAGAGAACAAGAAUUUUACAGGCAACAAAAUGUCGAGGAGAGAAAGAAAAUAAAGGAAGAACACAUAGAAAAUGGAACGAAUGGUAAACAUUUUGUCAAUUUGUAAAUUUGUUUCUCAAUCUUCACUUAUUUUCUAAAUUUCGGUUACGCCUACCGACCCUGAACAAUAGGAGGUGGGGGGGAGGAUUUCAUUACCGACUGUUUAUUCUCUGUGAUAAGCUUCAUUCGUGCGGGAUACAUUCUGUUAGCAAAGUACUUUGCAUCUCAUCCACGUUGCAUUAAAAUUCAUGCCAAACUUUGUCUGACCAGAUAUUAAUAACUCUUCCUUUUCCGUUGGAAUUCUAAUAUCUAACAUGUUAAAUUGAUAAAAAGUAAGACUCAGAGGGUUCACUUCCUUAACCAGGUUCGAAACUUUUCUCAGCUUCCGAUUCAACAGAUUACAAGCCUGCGAGUAAAAGAGUAAAACUCUCAGGAGAUGAAUACGACAGCGGAGCGAACUUCCAUCGUGACGAUCCUCAGAUUGGAGUUUGUCUGGAAUGUCUCUGGUAAGAUCGAGAUUUUUGCCAAACCCUCUUCCUCCCUGACCAAUAUUCCGAUAUGUUUUCUGAAGGAGAGUGCUGUUUUGAAGUUAAAUAACUUUAAAUCAGACUUUGGAGAGGCUCUUAAACGUGACUAUGCAAACACUUGUCUACCCUCUCUGUGACCUUGGUCGCAUUUGGCCACGCGCGAAUACAAUGCAAUGGAUUUUGUCAGCCAAGCGAACAAGUUGUAGAAGCAGCUCUUUUCCGCCAGAGGGAGGUGGAUUGGUUUUUACUUAAAGUGUCAAACCCCGAUUAGUCGAGUGGUGUACCCUGUUUGAAGAAGAAGGUCCUGAAAACCAUACUUCGUCCAGCGCAUGAUGCGUUCUCAAUCAGGCCAGAUAAGAAAGAAAAAGAUUCCGAAUCCGGACAUCUUGUGGUUAGCAAUAAAGCAAGCCAGGAGGUUACUUUAGGAUGGCUCUUGGGACAAUAUUUAUAUAAGUCAAAAGUGGGUUAAAUUUGAAUCAGGUAUUUGAUGCCGCAAAAUACUGCUAUGAAUGUAACUAUUGAUCCACUUGUUUCAUACAAGACAUCCGGGUAAAGUGACUGAAAGAUAACUCAAUCUGUUUCAGUGACAACUCAGUUCAAGAGCAGCCGAUAAAAGAGCUGGUACGAAAAUACAUCCGCUGUUCAUCUAGACUGACAAUAGCUCAGGUCAAGAAAUUCCUCAAAGUGAAGCUUGAUCUAAGAACCGCUGACCAAGUAAGACAACGGGGAAUUGUGUUUGAAUUAAAUGUAGAAAAUUCCUUUCAAGAGACAACAGAUUUUAUAUGCACAUAUUCCGUCUAGAAAGGGCUCUUCAUUCAUUUUUUUGUGUAAUUUCAGAUCGAAGUGAUGUGUAAUGGAGAAAUUAUGGGCAAAGAUCACACCUUGGAGUUUGUAUACAUGACUAGAUGGAGAAUAAAGGUGACAAAAACCUUUCUUAGAAUUCUGGAGCUCGAAAGUUCUGUUGAUUUAAUUUUCGAUUUGGGCUUUUUCUUAAAGUAGGAAACAUUAUUGUAAACAUGAGAUCAUGGAACCAAAACAGAACACUUCCAAAAAUCCCUAAUGUCGCAGAAUUAAAAUAUGAAUUUCCAUUCGGAAUGUUACUGAAAAAUCUGUCAAAUCAUGGGUGGCGUUUCAUCUUUAGAACUAGGUAACGGUCUCAGACACUCUUCCAAACGUACUGCGAAUGGGGCGUAUCAGAGGUUGUGUUAUUAGUAGAGUUGCAGUUUAAUGGGAUAGUUCUCGGUAUUUUCCUCAUCAUAUUUUAAUUUUCUUUCCAAGGAGGGAUCUGUCCUCACUCUCCAAUACAGGCCAAGAAUGGAUUUUCUCUGAGUGCAAUACCAGGAUUCAGUUUCUGCAAUAUCAACAACAACAGCGACGUUAAGUCCAAAGCCUCAUAGUUGUUCGAGCAAGUGACCUCUGCAGUAGACCAUAGACGCCGAAAAAGUAUAACAGAGCGUACUAAAAUGACUUUGAUACAUUUUUAUAUAUCAAGGUCAAUUUAGUAUUUUAAAUCUUAAAAGAUUUAAAGUACUGUAAUUAUCAUUCAACUACAGAGUAAAAAUGAUAUACUAAGUAGUUCCCAAGAACUUGAUUAAGGUUUUAUCUCUUGAAUCAGGAGGACCUUAUUUGAUGAAAAUGACCCGGUCAAUAGGAGAAGUAAACUCUGUAAAUGUCAUGAUUUACCCUCGUUUGUUGGUUGCCUUACUAAAGCGUACCUACAAAGACAUCUGGCCACUCAACGAGACUUACAAUUGCAUUGAAAUCUUUCACAAUAUUGACCAAAACCCGGUGGAUUAAAAUCCACAUGCUCAAGUCAGUUAGUAGCAAAUUGUGCACUACC
Molecule: messenger RNA, 8943 nt
Organism: Pocillopora meandrina
Lineage: Eukaryota; Metazoa; Cnidaria; Anthozoa; Scleractinia; Pocilloporidae
Source: the annotation of a GenBank genome assembly